Molecule: messenger RNA, 1702 nt
Organism: Rattus rattus (black rat)
Lineage: Eukaryota; Metazoa; Chordata; Mammalia; Rodentia; Muridae
Gene: Gnrh1
Product: gonadotropin releasing hormone 1
Exons: 3
Coding region: 1264-1554 (96 amino acids)
Biological process (GO): multicellular organism development
Cellular component (GO): extracellular region
Molecular function (GO): gonadotropin hormone-releasing hormone activity
Source: RefSeq, a predicted model, not a curated record
AAUGAUUCCUUUUACAGAGACCCAAAUGCUAAGACUGGUGCUCAGGUACUUUGUCUCAGCUUUCUGUAUUAUCACCUAACUUCCCUGUGAGUUUUUGAGUGUGUGUUUAACUUCACCAAUCCCAGGACGUCCAUUAUCCUUGAACUUUCCUCAGCGGGGAAUUCAACAUGUCUGGGUUUUAAUCCCUUAGAAUGGUGGCUUCAGCUGUGAAAGUUUUAGCUAAGAUUUUAAUGACCAAGUUUAAGAAAAUGCAACAGAUAGACCAGCAGGUGUUCCAAUUACAUUCCCCAUUAAAUGGCUUUUUGUGAGGGUUUAAAAGUUACUAUGGUCUACGCUGCACUAUGCUCACCAGCGGGGAAGACUUCAGUGUCCCAGAAAAAAAAAUCAUAUAAAAAGAAAGCUAGACAGACAGAAACAUUGAAGUACUCAACCUACUGACAGAAGCUUGGUAUCCCUUUGGCUUUCACAUCCAAACAGGUAAAAUUUUUUGUUUUUCUAGCAUUGUUUUAAUGUUGCUCGUUACUGUAUGUCUAAAGGGUAUCUUGGGUCAAGUCAUCACAUGCCUUUGAUGGUAUCCAAGGAAGCCUCGCCCUCUACUGACUGACCUUAUCACCCACCAGCCUUGGGGGAGAGCCAACCUUUGAGGAACCUAGCAGUGUUGGACAUUGACUUUUAGCCUCAUUCUCAUCAGAUGAAAUUAACUUGGAGGCAUGUUUUAUCAACUAACUAUACACUUAACCUGGCGAGGGGGGCAUCCGAGGUAAUGCCUUCCCUAAAUGAGUAUUUAAUUCUCCCUCGGUCUUGAAGCUGGUCUGACCAGCUAUUAUACUUCAAAGACUAGAUGACAGACAGAAAAAUGUCAACAGUGCCAAAGGGUAGCAAAUUCAUGCAACCUUUUAUUAGCCAGAGAUACCCAGUAGGUACUUCUUUUUUCAGAGCAGAUGGCCCUGCUCUAACUUCAUGAAUGACAGAGUUGAGAACUAAUUUAUAAUGGGUAAUGCAUGGGCAAAGUUUCAAUUUGGUAAGGGAUGAAUUAUGGGUUUUGGGUAACCCAAAUAAACAAAAAGUGGACUACAUUACCACAAAAAAGUACUGAACAUGUCAGAAUCUAGUACAGGUGCCUGUUCCCAGUGUCUGUGAAGCUUAAGACAGGCAGAUGCCCCCAUUUCCUUGCCUCUGAACAAGCUGUGUGUCUGCAGUUUCUGUGGAGCCAGUGGUCCGGGUGCUGGCUUCUUUCCAAAGUAUCCUUCGCUCUGUGUCUUGAUGUCCCUUAGAAUGGAAACGAUCCCCAAACUGAUGGCCGCUGUUGUUCUGUUGACUGUGUGUUUGGAAGGCUGCUCCAGCCAGCACUGGUCCUAUGGGUUGCGCCCUGGGGGGAAGAGAAAUACUGAACACUUGGUUGAUUCUUUCCAAGAGAUGGGCAAGGAGGAGGAUCAAAUGGCAGAACCCCAGAACUUCGAAUGCACUGUCCACUGGCCCCGUUCACCUCUUAGGGAUCUGCGAGGAGCUCUGGAACGUCUGAUUGAAGAGGAAGCUGGGCAGAAGAAGAUGUAAUGCACUGGCCCAGAAGGAUCCACAACAUCCGAGUGUGACAUUGACGCUGAGAUCCGUGACCUGUUACAGCUCUGUAAUUGUGUGGGCUUCGCAUUUCUAUACCCAGCAGCGUAGAUUUCAUAAUAAAGUAAUGUGUUGUGGAUCAAGA